AUGUUUGACCGCGCGUUAUUGCUUACACUUGUUCUACUGUCUUGCGAAGCUCAGAAUGGCCCUUUAUUCAGUAUCGUAGACUCUAAGCGGCGUUUGGUGAACGAUAAAACAAAACUUCCGAUUGUUCAGCAAGUUCCACAAGUAUCCCGAGAUCUAUCCCUUGAUCUUAAGGACAUGAAACUGCCAACAUUCAUAAGCGACAACGAUAGAGUAGAACUGACAGAUCAAAUUAUUAGUGAAUUCAACGCCGGUCUUGAUAACGAAGACAUCACAUUUAGUAUGAGUGAUUUGGUGAAAAAAUAUGGCUAUCCGAUAGAGAAACAUCAGGUAAUAACCAAGGAUCGAUAUAACUUAUCAAUGUACAGAAUUCCAAACAAUGGGUCGGCAGUAUUCCUGAUGCACGGUCUCCUUGGAAGCUCUGACGAUUUUGCCGUAGCGGGUCCGGAGAGUGGACUGGCUUAUCUAUUAUCAGAUGAUGGGUAUGACGUGUGGAUGGGCAAUAGUCGUGGCAAUAAGCACUCACGCCAACAUCUGGACCUGGAUCCUUCGCAAUCAGCCUUUUGGGACUUCUCAUGGCAUGAGAUCGGAUGUUACGAUCUCCCAGCUAUGAUAGAUUAUGUGCUCCAAGCUACUAAAACGAGUAAACUUAAAUACAUAGGUCACUCGCAAGGCACCACUUCGUUCUUCGUAAUGGCUUCCCAGAGACCUGAAUACAACAGCAAAAUAUCUCUUAUGGUGUCGUUAGCACCUGUAGCAUUCUUGACGCAUGUAAAAUCACCGAUAUUGAGACUUCUAGCCCCAGGUAAUCCAUUUUUUUACAGCAUUACGCAAAGCCUGGGUGUUAACGAGGUUCUACCAGACAAUAGUGCGUCGAGAGUUUUAAGACGGCUACUUUGCGGUGUUGGAGCGUUGGCGAAAACCAUUUGCAGUAACAUUGUUUUCCUCUUCUUGGGGCUCGAUUUUGGUCAACUGAACGUGACUAACCUGCCGGUGUUAUAUAGUCACAUACCAUCAGGUGCGUCUGUUAAGCAAUUCGUUCAUUACGGCCAGGGUGUUGUAUCGGGAGAUUUUAAACAAUUCGAUUAUGGGGAUAUCACAAAUUUAGAUUUAUACGGGUCAAAUGUGCAACCUCUUUACAACUUGCAGAAUGUUACAGCACCUGUUUCAAUGUUCUAUAGUGAAGCAGACUGGUUUACUGACCCGAGGGAUUUAAAUAAACUGUAUAAAAGGCUAGGGAAUGUAAUAGAUCUGUACAAAGUGCCUUAUGAACAGUUUUCACAUUUAGAUUUUCUUAUUGCCAAAGAUUUUAAGACGUUAAUUUAUUUGCGGCUACGUAAAUUAUUGAGACAUGCUUAA
This is a messenger RNA of Parnassius apollo (apollo), 1356 nucleotides long. NCBI's taxonomy places the organism in Eukaryota, Metazoa, Arthropoda, Insecta, Lepidoptera, Papilionidae. The record is from the annotation of a GenBank genome assembly.